AGGAGCUAAGGAGCGAUGGAUUAUUAGGCAAAUUUAGUGAGACAAAAUGACAAAAGUGUGUCGCUAAUAAUACAAGGCAGAAUGGCAAAAGCAUUAAUUGCAGUUUCCACAUCCUCCUCCUCCUAUCCAUUUGCACUCUUCAGUUCAUCAUCGGAAGCCAUGGCAAUGUGCUCAACAUUUUGUCCUCGGCUAUCUACUCACCUAAAUUGCAAAUCCUUCUCCCUUUUCCCCGUUAAACCUCGCUUCUUUGUUUCAAUUAAGGCCUUCUCUUCUCAAACUUCUGCUUCUGCUCCCAAAGCUGAUGAUCUUCCAUCAAGCAUUGGCUUUCUAGGUCUUGGAAUUAUGGGCUCCCCAAUGGCACAAAAUCUCAUAAAAGCAGGGUGUGAUGUGACAGUUUGGAAUAGGACCAAGAGCAAAUGUGAACCCCUUAUCUCCUUGGGGGCAAAAUACAAAUCCUCCCCUGAGGAGGUUGCAGCAUCUUGUGAUGUCACAUUUGCCAUGCUUGCAGAUCCUGAGAGUGCAGCGGAUGUUGCUUGUGGAAAAUAUGGAGCUGCAAAAGGAAUGGGACCAGGAAAAGGUUAUGUAGAUGUCUCAACAGUUGAUGGUGAAACGUCUAAACUGAUCUGCGAACAUAUUAGAGCUACUGGAGCUCAUUUUUUGGAGGCUCCAGUAUCUGGGUCCAAGAAGCCAGCAGAAGAUGGACAGCUAAUAUUUCUCACUGCAGGUGAUGGCGUUCUGUAUGAAAAAGUUGCUCCACUAUUGGAUAUCAUGGGGAAGUCAAGAUUUUACCUUGGUGAAGUUGGUAAUGGAGCUGCAAUGAAACUUGUUGUCAAUAUGGUUAUGGGAAGUAUGAUGGCCUCAUUUGCUGAAGGAUUAGUUCUUAGCGAGAAAGUUGGACUCGAUCCAAGUGUAUUAGUGGAGGUGAUCUCACAGGGUGCUAUUAGUGCUCCAAUGUACGCCAUUAAAGGUCCUUCAAUGGUUAAAUCUUCGUAUCCAACAGCAUUUCCUCUGAAGCAUCAGCAAAAGGACCUUCGUCUAGCUCUGGGGUUGGCGGAAUCUGUUUCACAACCUACUCCAAUUGCUGCAGCAACUAAUGAACUCUACAAGGUUGCGAAAUCUCAUGGACUGAAUGACCAGGACUUCUCUGCAGUAAUUGAAGCAUUGAAAGUGAAAUUGAAACACUAAACAUAAAAGCAGUCUUUGCUGGUAAGCUUGUGUGCAUUAUGCUAUAUAUCCACCAUGAUAUGGUAAAUCUUUUAGGUACAAAACUAAUGUUUUCAUUGUGAACCCAUUUCAAAGGGUUUUAUAUGUAUACCUCCUUUCACAUUUUUUAAAAAUCUCUCUGGUAUUUGUUGAAGCAACGUGAAUGAUCUUUAAUUUGUAUUGGUAAGCAAAGCCUUACGAGGAGACAACGUAGUCAUUUUCUCUCGACUAAUUUGGGAUUUAAACAUAGUUAUUGUUGUUGUUAUUGUAGUUAUUAUAUUGUCAUCA
Molecule: messenger RNA, 1491 nt
Organism: Solanum dulcamara
Lineage: Eukaryota; Viridiplantae; Streptophyta; Magnoliopsida; Solanales; Solanaceae
Product: glyoxylate/succinic semialdehyde reductase 2, chloroplastic
Exons: 12
Coding region: 82-1185 (367 amino acids)
Cellular component (GO): chloroplast
Molecular function (GO): NAD binding; NADP binding; glyoxylate reductase (NADPH) activity
Source: RefSeq, a predicted model, not a curated record